AAAUUGGAAUCCUGGUUAGAGAGCAUUGUAAUCCAAACACAAUUUUUACAAUUUUAGCUUUAGCCGUUUUUUAAAUUGAAUAAGCUUAGUAUUACACAGAUUGGACAAUGGGCUUAGUACUGAUUAAGUUUUUACGAUCAACGUAUUCUACUUUGAGCGGCGGAAAGAAACAGCCUCUCAACCUAAGCGUCUACAAUGUGCAGGCUACGAACAUUCCACCAAAAGAGACACUGGUCUACACAAAGCAGACCCAGACGACCAGUACCGGAGGCGGAAACGGCGAUGUGCUUGCAUUUGAUGCCCAAGGAGACGACGAAGAGAGCUCACUGCAGAACCUGGGCAACGGAUUCACCUCCAAGCUGCCACCGGGCUAUCUCACCCACGGCCUGCCCACCGUUAAGGACGUCGCCCCGGCCAUCACACCACUCGAGAUCAAGAAGGAGACUGAAGUGAAGAAGGAGGUCAACGAGCUGUCCGAGGAGCAGAAGCAGAUGAUCAUACUGUCGGAGAACUUCCAGCGGUUCGUGGUGCGUGCCGGCCGCGUCAUCGAACGGGCCCUCUCGGAGAAUGUGGACAUAUACACGGACUACAUCGGCGGCGGCGACAGCGAGGAGGCGAACGACGAGCGAUCGCAUGCGCGGCUCUCGCUGAACCGCGUCUUCUACGACGAGCGCUGGUCGAAGAACCGCUGCAUCACCAGCAUGGACUGGUCCACCCACUUCCCCGAGCUGGUGGUGGGCUCGUACCACAACAACGAGGAGAGUCCGAACGAGCCGGACGGCGUGGUGAUGGUUUGGAACACCAAGUUCAAGAAGAGCACGCCCGAGGACGUCUUCCACUGCCAGAGCGCGGUGAUGUCCACCUGCUUUGCCAAGUUCAAUCCCAACCUGAUCCUCGGCGGCACCUAUUCGGGCCAGAUUGUGCUGUGGGACAAUCGCGUGCAGAAGCGCACGCCCAUACAGCGCACGCCCCUCAGUGCCGCGGCGCACACGCAUCCCGUCUACUGCCUCCAAAUGGUGGGCACCCAGAAUGCGCACAACGUCAUCUCCAUAUCCUCGGACGGCAAGCUGUGCUCCUGGUCGCUGGACAUGCUGUCGCAACCACAGGACACGCUGGAGCUGCAGCAGCGCCAGUCUAAGGCCAUUGCCAUUACAUCGAUGGCCUUCCCGGCCAACGAGAUCAAUAGCCUGGUGAUGGGCAGUGAGGACGGCUACGUCUACUCCGCCUCGCGCCACGGCCUGCGCUCCGGGGUCAACGAGGUUUACGAACGCCAUCUUGGCCCUAUCACUGGCAUAUCCACGCACUACAACCAGCUGUCGCCGGACUUUGGCCACCUCUUCCUAACCUCGUCCAUUGACUGGACCAUCAAGCUCUGGUCGCUAAAGGACACAAAGCCGCUGUACUCCUUUGAGGACAACUCCGACUACGUGAUGGACGUCGCCUGGUCGCCCGUGCAUCCCGCACUCUUCGCCGCCGUCGACGGCAGCGGUCGCCUGGACCUGUGGAACCUCAACCAAGACACGGAGGUGCCGAUCGCCUCGAUUGUCGUGGCGGGAGCACCAGCCCUUAACCGCGUCUCUUGGACCCCAUCCGGUCUGCACGUGUGCAUCGGCGACGAGGCCGGCAAGCUGUACGUGUACGACGUGGCCGAGAACCUGGCGCAGCCAUCGCGCGACGAGAUCAAGAUGAACCAGAGCGAUGAGGUCUAGGACGAUAUAGUUAACUGGUAGUUGAGAGUCGGUACCACUUUUGCUAAUCUUACAGGAGCGACCUUGAAUGAAAUUUAAUUUGUAUUUUUGUAUCUUUUGUGAUCCCGCUACUGUGUAUAGCCCAGAACUCAAAACUCAACCGCAGUCCAAGUGCUCAGAAUCACUCCAAAGCCCCCAAGAAAUCAGGGGAAACUGCAAAAUUCUCUAGAUGACCACAGUAACUGUAACUGUAACUGUAUUAUUUUGUUACUCAAUAUUGGUUUCAUUCCAUAGCUAUUUUCCCAGUUCUGUUCCCACCAAAAAUCGCAACCAAAUUGGCUAUUCCGACUCCCCGGAAAUUUGAUUGGUGGUGGUAACUGAACUGCAAAUAGGAUUCAUACUUGAUUUUAAAUUAGUGCAACUAACAAGAUUGCAGAAAGAUCGUUUAUUGUUUAUUCGACUGUCGGGCAGGCUGAAAGCAACACAUAAAUAAAUUAAAUGCUACAUAUUAUAUACAACAACGUAUUAAGCGUGGAAGUGGGGGCUUGGGAAUGAAGGUACGAGGACUGAAGAUGGAGCUACGUCCCCUCAACUGAAAGAGCCCAAAUGUAAAUGUAUUAUAGCGAAGCCUAUUUAACGAGAUUAAAUAAACAUAAUAUCUAUAUAUACACCU
This is a messenger RNA of Drosophila melanogaster (fruit fly), 2361 nucleotides long. RefSeq names its product Sperm-specific dynein intermediate chain 3 (gene Sdic3). Gene Ontology annotation, biological process: microtubule-based movement. The transcript has 5 exons. Bases 108 to 1709 code for a protein of 533 amino acids. The record is from RefSeq and is marked reviewed. Gene Ontology annotation, cellular component: cytoskeleton; cytoplasmic dynein complex. NCBI's taxonomy places the organism in Eukaryota, Metazoa, Arthropoda, Insecta, Diptera, Drosophilidae.